Molecule: messenger RNA, 2971 nt
Organism: Carassius auratus (goldfish)
Lineage: Eukaryota; Metazoa; Chordata; Actinopteri; Cypriniformes; Cyprinidae
Product: RNA-binding protein 28-like
Exons: 19
Coding region: 664-2433 (589 amino acids)
Cellular component (GO): nucleolus
Molecular function (GO): mRNA binding
Source: RefSeq, a predicted model, not a curated record
UGUCGAGAUAACGAGAAAAUUAAGUCGUUAUAACGAGAAAACAAGAAGAAAAAAUAUUAUAAUGCAUGGCCGCUUAGAACUUCCGUAGUUUACAGACAUUCACAUGAUAUGAUCUUUUGUGUUAUCGCUACUUGUAUAUAAGAAUAUCUGCUCGAGUCUGUAUUCAAGAGCGCUGUUUUAGAGGUGUUUGCUUGCUGUGAAGAACAGUCGAGCUGAACUCGUGUUGAAAAUGCCGGCAGUCACUUUAUUUGUCAGGAGAUUACCUGCAGCAGCCACCAAUCAACAGCUGGCUGAGCUGUUCUCUGAAGUAGGACCGCUGAAGAAUAGCUUUGUUGUCCGGGACAGAGAGACUGAAAAAUGCCGUGGCUUUGGAUAUGUUACAUUCUCAAUGGAAGAUGAUGCACAGCGGGCCAUAAAAGAAGUCCGAGAGUAUGAAGGCGAGAAGAUAUUUGUAACUGUGGCCAAGAAAAAACCUGAUGAUAAGAAAAAGAAGAAGAAAGUAAAAACAGAAGGAGAUUCAGAAGAUAAAAAGGACCAAAAAGUCCUGUGAAGAGUACAGGCAUAAAAAAGAACAAACUGAAAGCUCGACUGAUCAUCAGAAAUCUCAGUUUUAAGUGUGAAGAAGAUGAUUUAAAACAGAUCUUCUCUGUGUAUGGAACAGUGAUGGAGGCCAAGAUUCCCUUAAAACCAGAUGGAAAGAAGCGAGGUUUUGCAUUUGUGCAGUUUAAGAAUAUGACAGAAGCUGGAAAAGCUCUGGCAUCGAUGAACCUGAAGGAGAUCAAAGACAGACAGGUGGCUGUGGACUGGGCCAUUGCAAAAGACAAGUAUCUCGCCAACCAAUCAGCGGGAGCGGCUGGAACCAUCAAAGAAGAGAAUGUGAAUUCUAAAGGUGCAGGAUAUGAUGGGAAAGAAAAAGAAGCCAAGGAAAAGCCCACAUCACAGGAAGAAAAGGAUGACUCUGAGUCAGAAGAAGAAGAGGCAUCCGAGGAGGAUGAUGAUGAUGAUGAUGAAGCCAAUAGUAGUGAAGAGGAUGAUGCAGAAAACGACUCUGAAUCUCAGCAUUCAGACAGUGAUGUCAGUGAACCUGAAGAUGAUGACUCUGAUGAAACGGAGGGAAAGGCUCCUCCAAAGAAAAGAGACCCGCUUCCUUCAGAUGUGAAUGAGGGAAGAACCAUCUUCAUCAGAAAUCUGGCCUUUGACACAGAUGAAGAGGGUUUGGAAGAAGUGUUGUUGCAGUUUGGUGAGCUAAAAUACGUCCGUGUGGUGAUGAGCGUAGACACAGGAUAUUCAAAAGGUUGUGCUUUUGCUCAGUUCAAAAGUAAAGAAGCGGCAGACAAAUGUAUAGUUGCUGCUGAAGAUGAAAAAGAGUUCGGUGUCAUUAGGGUUGAUGGACGGAGAUUGAAUGUUCUGCCUGCAGUAAACCGAGAAGACGCUGUCAAAUUCAAGGACAAGAAAGUGAAAACUCACACAGGCUCCAGGAACCUUUACCUCGCCAGAGAGGGCUUGAUUCGUCCUGGAUCCAAGUCUGCAGAGGGAGUUUCAGAAACGGACUUGGCCAAGAGAACAAGAUUUGAGGAGCUGAAAAGGGCAAAGUUAAAGGACAUGAACAUUUAUGUGUCUAAAACACGGUUGUGUGUUCAUAACCUGCCUAAGAAUGUGGAUCAACAGAAACUUCAGAAGCUCUGCGUCUCUGCUGCUGGUGGGAAAGGGCUCCGCAUCACUGAGUGCCGUGUGAUGUAUGACAAGAAGCCUAUUCGUGGUCAGGUGAUCGGCAAGUCUCUGGGAUAUGGCUUUGUGGCGUUUAAAGAGCAUGAGCAUGCUCUACAAGCCCUUCGUCACCUCAACAACAACCCAGACAUCUUUGGACCCCAAAAGAGACCCAUAGUGGAGUUUUCUUUGGAGGAUGGAAGAAAGCUGAAACUUAAAGCCAUUCGUUUGGAAAACAGCAAGAAACAACUCAAUAAAGGCAGUAGCCAAAAAGGAGAGCAACUGCCGCUGCCGCAGCAGCAUUCGGGGAAGAAAGGACCCUUGAGCAAAGGAAAUGCAGCUGAUGUUGUUAAACAGAAGGAACAAGGAAGCCAGUACAGCGGCUUUAUGACCAAACCAGAGGUGGAGCAUGUAGAACUGAAGGAUGGGAAAAAACGGCCCAAGGUUCUGCACAUGCCUUCACACAGAGGCCCAAAGAUCAGGAAACGUGAUAAAGGGAAACAACUGAUGGUACAACCCAAGAAACUGAAGAAAGGGCCCAGCAGGAACGAGAGAAAGGGGUCUACUUUCAUCGAGAAAAGGAAACCGAAUAGCAGACCUGCAAAACGAAAGUUCCAGAACAGAGUGGAUGUCCGCUUUGACACACUGGUGAACCAGUACAAAAAGAAACUAAUGGGGAAAUCAAAUACUAAGACUGCAGUCAAAAAGAGCAAGUGGUUCAGCUGAAGAUGUGAGACUGAAAGAACAUGUGAAAAUUUUUAAAAAACCUCUCAGAGGAGGAUUAAAUGGAAUACUUUUGACUCUUUGAGUUUUUAAAAGUUUUGGAAAAAGUUAGUUUUUCACCAUGUGAUGAUGUUUGUUUGCCUCAGAAGUAUUUCCUUUAUGGAUUUAACAGAAUGCAGAGAUGGUUCCAGUACAUACUGUAACAGACUGUUUUGUGGGGAUGUCUUUUGAACUACAUAUGUUUGUCAAGAGAGUUCCACGCCAAGUUUCAUGUAUCCUGCUGUUUUCUGGCACAUAGUUUUUUAAACAGGACAAAGACGGGAUGAAUUGCCAACUGUUGUCAAUAUGCACUUAACCUACAUGGUUUAGCUGUCAUUAUUUAACUUCUCUCCUCAAACUUUGAUAACAGGUGGACCGGAUUUAAAUGCCAGUGGCCAAUUCCUGUCAUCCCUUGUCAAAUAAGUUAUGUAAUGCACUCUUGUUGAUAAAGUCUGACAAAACUUUUUAUUGCUGUAUAAAAAAAAAAUUGAUACUAACAUCC